AUGUCUAGCCGAUUCGUUUCCGGCGGGACGAUGAGCGGCGAAGGGUCCAAGGACGAGGCCGUCGCUGCCGCGGCGAGGGAGCCGCUGGCGAAGAAGAGCGUGGAGUGGGAGGCGGUGCAGCAUGAGCUUGACGAGGAGAGGAAGCGGAGGGAGCACGCGAGGGCGGAGUUGGCGGAGGGUGGGCAGCAGAGCUUGUAUGACAUUUUGCAGGCGAACAAAGCGGCGAAGCAGGCUGCGUUUGAAGAGCAGAAUAAGCUGAAGAAUCAGUUCCGGGCGUUGGAUGAUGAUGAGAUUGAGUUUCUGGACGAGGUGAGGGCGAAAGAGAGGGCUGAGGAGGAGCGGGCGAGGAGGGAGGUUGAAGAAGGGCUGAAGGCGUUUCGGGAGAGGCAGAAGAGCACCGGCGGCGGGGGGGAGGCUUCUUCCGGGACGGCGAGGGAGGAUGGUGGAGGGGAGGAGGGGGAGGAGGGGUGGACGGUGGGUGGGAGGAAGAGGAAGAGGCAUGAGAGGGAGGUGUUGGGGGUGAAGAAGAAGGCUGUUGGCGGUGGUGAUAGAGGGAAGGAUGAGGCUGGGGGAGUUGAUAGGGGUGAUGGUGAUGAUGGGAAGAAGAAGGGUGAGAGUGAGGGUCAGAAGGAGAAAGAAAAGGAGAGGGAGCCUCCUAAGGAAGAGAAGAAGACGAGCUUGGGGCUGGUGGCGUAUGAUUCGGACAGUGACGAUGAUGAAUGA
Molecule: messenger RNA, 723 nt
Organism: Trichoderma aggressivum f. europaeum
Lineage: Eukaryota; Fungi; Ascomycota; Sordariomycetes; Hypocreales; Hypocreaceae
Exons: 2
Coding region: 1-723 (240 amino acids)
Cellular component (GO): nucleus
Source: RefSeq, a predicted model, not a curated record